Messenger RNA from Pseudophryne corroboree (corroboree frog), 1314 nucleotides. Its product is annotated as leukotriene C4 synthase-like. Bases 166 to 588 code for a protein of 140 amino acids. The transcript has 6 exons. Gene Ontology annotation, molecular function: enzyme activator activity; leukotriene-C4 synthase activity; glutathione transferase activity. Lineage: Eukaryota; Metazoa; Chordata; Amphibia; Anura; Myobatrachidae. The record is from RefSeq and is a predicted model, not a curated record. Gene Ontology annotation, cellular component: nuclear envelope; membrane; endoplasmic reticulum. Gene Ontology annotation, biological process: leukotriene biosynthetic process.
UCUGCAAGUGUGUUUCUUCUUCUGGUGUGUGAUAGUGUUUUCCAGCUUGGCAAGACUGCUGUAAACUGAACUACAGUUGUUGCAGAUAAGUGUGGAUGCCUAAGUGUGUGGCUGAUCAAGAAAGGAGACCUGGAUACUGACUGAGGGCUGUCUCUUCUGCCUGUCAUGCUACACAAUAUUGUCUUGUUGGGUGUCGUCACCUUGCUCGGGGUUCUGGAACAAGCGUAUUUCUCUCUGCAGGUGAUUGCGGCCAGGCGCAAGUUCGGUGUUUCUCCUCCCAACACUUCCGGGCCCCCUGAAUUUGAAAGAGUUUUCCGAGCUCAGGUAAACUGCACAGAAUAUUUUGCUAUGUUCCUUGCUGUGCUAUGGCUGUCUGGGAUCUUCUUCCAUCAAGGCACAGCUGCAGCCUGUGGGAUUUUAUACCUGUUUGCCCGCUACCGCUACUUCGGGGGCUACAGCACAUCAUCCCAGGGCAGAUUGGCUCCAAUGUAUCUGAAUGCUGGCAUUCUCUGGUUUAUGAUUGGCCUUUCUGCAUUAGGCAUCCUAAAUGUUCUCACCUCUCAUUACCUGGGGUUGGAGAUCCUGUGAUCAUGGAGAAAAUGAAUUAAAAAUGUAUAAUAUUCAGUAUUGCAAGACGUUUAGUAAAACGUCAGGUUUGGACUUUCACUGUAAUGUAUCCUUAAAACAGAAUGUUUCAUGUUAUGUUUAUUUUCUAUUGGAUAAAUCCAUUUUCUAGUUUUGCUAAUGUAGCAGAGGACUAUGUGAUACCCCUUGUAGUUGUGUAGUCCGGAUCGUACCUGGUCUUAGAAGACCAUUCUUGGUAGUCUUCCUGUCAAAACCUGGCAAAGGAAUAGAUUACCGCAAAUCCCAGCUAUAAGGCAGACACCAGGAAAUAACUGACAUUUAAAUGUAUUAAACUGCAGUAAUGCCUCACUGUAAUUGUUUAAUGUAAAGUAAUAAUUAGCAGGUGUAUAAUGAAACAGUAUGUCAACUUUGCAAACCUGUAUAGGCCACUGUUUCGUAAAUACUGUAAUGGCUGAGAUCCAGGCUAUUGUGAUGGGCAAUCGCUAUUGGGCCUUGUUCGAAUAAACAGUGCAAUGUCAAUAAUAUUUAUUUUUUUAAAUACUCUUGAUAAUUGGGUAACCUUGUUACUGCACACCCAGAAUACUCUCUCAUGUGACUGUAAAGCCCUACAUCAACUCACACUGUGGCCAGAAUACACUUACUGUUUUGUUUUUUUAUAAAUCUGUUUAUUGAACUGCCAAAAUUGUACAUGAGAAAACAAUCAGACAUCUGGAGAAUACAGAGAAGCAU